Mauremys mutica (yellowpond turtle) is the source of this 651-nucleotide messenger RNA. Its product is annotated as interferon-induced transmembrane protein 10-like. The transcript has 4 exons. Gene Ontology annotation, cellular component: plasma membrane. The record is from RefSeq and is a predicted model, not a curated record. Gene Ontology annotation, biological process: host-mediated suppression of symbiont invasion; response to interferon-beta; defense response to virus. Lineage: Eukaryota; Metazoa; Chordata; Testudines; Geoemydidae. Bases 1 to 651 code for a protein of 216 amino acids.
AUGGGGACCCUAGAGGAGUUUUCCAGGCUGCCAAAGGGGCAGCUGCAGGAGGAAGAUCCAGAGCUACAGAUCCCCUUGUGGUGCCCUUCCGGCAGCUCCCCCCACUUUCCAUCCUCUCUCUCUCAUGUCCCCGUGGGGCUUUCCAGGCCAGUUGCAGCUGCCGAGCUCCCCCGGCCUGCUCUGCUCCCUGGCAUAUCUGGAGCUCCCUGCUCGCCCCGCAGCAGAGUCCCCAGGGCAGCGCCUGGCCCUGGCCCCCAGCGUGGAGGCCUGGAGCAGCAACGUGCAGCCCAGCAGCGACUGCAGGGGGCAGGGCAGCCCGGCUCCCAGGUACAUCUACACAGGCCCCGGGAAGCGCUUCCCCUCCAGCCGCCCCACCGCUUCGUACUCUGGUCCCUCUUCAGCACCUUCUUCUGCAACGUCUGCUGCCUCGGCUUCAUGGCUCUGGUCUUCUCCUUCAAGGCCAGGGAUCGUAAAGUUCUGGGUGACACCAAUGGAGCAGGAAGCAAGGGCAAGACUGCCAAGGGCCUGAACAUCACGGUCCUGCACCUGGCUUUUGGGAACACCAGUGCUCCUAUUAAUGCUGAUCUUGGGAGCAGCAUGGAUGUAGGGAACAUGGAAGAGGAGACCAACAGAGUCCUGCAGGGGACUUAG